Notolabrus celidotus (New Zealand spotty) is the source of this 1576-nucleotide messenger RNA. RefSeq names its product oocyte zinc finger protein XlCOF7.1-like. NCBI's taxonomy places the organism in Eukaryota, Metazoa, Chordata, Actinopteri, Labriformes, Labridae. The transcript has 2 exons. Gene Ontology annotation, molecular function: RNA polymerase II transcription regulatory region sequence-specific DNA binding; DNA-binding transcription factor activity, RNA polymerase II-specific. The coding region runs from base 147 to 1364 and encodes 405 amino acids. Gene Ontology annotation, biological process: regulation of transcription by RNA polymerase II. Gene Ontology annotation, cellular component: nucleus. The record is from RefSeq and is a predicted model, not a curated record.
ACAGAAGAGAAGAAGAGAGCAGUUUUUUUUACUUCCGGGUUCUCGAAGUCUUAGCAUGUAGGGAUGUUUUACUGUCAGAAAGGAGCGAAAUAACCACACAAAGGCGGCUGUGUUUGGUUCCACGUUCCUCGUCGGGUCUGAGGAAGAUGUCCGGGUCUCAGGAUCCGAAGGACUCGAUCACAAGGCGGCUUUUCUCUGCGGCUCACAGGGAUCUGACACCGCCCGGAUACAGAGAGGAGCUCCAGAGUGAGAGGGAACUGUUGAAUGUGAUUUCAACAUCUGAAGUAAAUCUGCAGACAGAAGCGUGUCUGUCCCUGAUCAAAGAAGAGUCUCCAGAGCAGCAGGAAUGUAGCCCCGGUCUGGACCAGGAGGACACUAAGCCCACACCCAUCAAAGAGGAACAGGAUGAGCUCUGGAGCAGUCAGGAGGGAGAGGAGCUUGAAGGUCGGGAGGAGGCUGACACCACCAAGCUCCCGUUCACUGUUGUGACUGUGAAGAGUGAGGAUGAUGAAGAGGAGCCUCAGUGCUCACAGCUUCAUCAGAGACAAACUGAAUGGAUGGAAACAAGAGAGGACUGUGGAGGAUCAGAACAAUCCAGCAACUCAGACCCAGAGACGGAUUUACAACCAGAGAUCGAGGUCAAGAUUGAAGACUCUUCUGAGCCCGAGACUGAAGACGGGGAUGAUUACUGGGAGUCCAGAGACCAUCAGGCAGGUGUAAACCCUCUGGAGAACUUGACAGACUCUAUAGAUAAAUUACACACCUGCUACGAGUGUGGUAAGACAUUCAAAAGGAAAGGGCAUCUGACGGCACACAUGAUAGUUCACACGGGAGAGAAACCCUUCAGCUGCUCCGAGUGUGGUAAAAGUUUUAACUGCAAAGGAAAUCUGACCAAACACAUGAUCAUCCACACGGGAGAGAAACCCUACAGCUGCUCCGUGUGCGGAAGAACAUUCAACUGUAGAGGAAGCAUGACCCGGCACAUGUUGGUCCACGUGGGAGAGAAAUCCUUCAGCUGCUCUGAGUGCGAGAAGAUAUUCAAAAGCAAAGGAAGCUUGACUCAGCACAUGUCCGUUCACAAAGGAGAGAAAUCCUUCAGCUGCUCCGAGUGUGGCAAGAUCUUUAAAAGUAAAGGAAACCUGACCCAGCAUAUGUCGGUUCACAGCGGCGAUAAACCGUUUAGCUGCACCGUGUGUGGGAAACGCUUGAAAGGAAGGUAUUAUCUGGCCAAACACAUGAGGAAUCACACGCGGGAGAAACCCCUCAGUCCCUCUGAGUGUGACAUUAACUCUCAAGAAAGUCCCACAGUUCACAUGGAGCAUCACGGCGAAGAAACACCUUACAUUGUAGUGGAAAUAUGUUAAGGCUGGUUUUAUCCUUCCUACGCAGCAGGGGCUGACGCGGACAUGAGCACUACGUACUUGUGCGUCGAUGUGUCCGUGUCGGGCUGCAAUUCUCCUCCUAAACGCUUGAGGGCCAUGCUCAGUCUCUGGAAACAUGUGUGUAGUUGUGUGAGAUUCAGAAAAGGAGAAAAUUGCCGCGACUGCAGCUAAUGUCUUCUUCUUCUGUUAAAUAA